UGUGAGUCGUCUGCUAAUGUCAAACAAGUGCAAUGUUGACUUCUAGUAAUAUUUUUCUUUUAUUAUGUAUACAAUUAUAAAAAAAAGUAAAUAUAAUAAAAAAAAACUAGUAGAAUAUUUUUGUUGUUAGUUGAAAUAAUUGUGAUUUAUUAUUUUGAAAUUUAAUAGAGAUUGCAGACACGUUAUUAACUUAAGAUUAGGUUAGUGCGAAUUAUUGUGAUUCGAAAAAAGAACAAGCAGACGAAACAAUUUAAAAUGUCUAUAUUAACAGUAUCGCGAUUAAUAAAACAAAAUAACAGCUUUCUUCAUUCUUUCAAUGUAGUUGCAAGAUUUGAAACAACAAAGAAGAGUGAAGAAAGUCCAAGAUUAAAAGAAUUUAGAAAAAAGUUACGUGAAAAGACACCAAUAGAAAAAUUGGAAGAAUUAGAAGAAGGUAAACAUCCGUAUCAGGAAAAAGAACCUUUGCAAGCAUUUCCAGAAAAUAAAAAUCCAGUUACUGGCGAAGUGGGUGGACCAAGAGGUCCAGAACCAACUCGUUAUGGUGAUUGGGAAAGAAAGGGGCGCGUUUCUGAUUUUUGAUAAAUAUCUUUAGUUUCUUUAGUCCAAUGAACUUAAAAAAAACAAUUUUUAGACUCUAAUUUCGAAUCACAUUUUUUUUAUUUUUUUGCUUAAAAUCUAAAUUAUUGCUUCUCAUUACAUUUUAGCGUAACAGUAGUUAGAAAAAAGAAAGUGGUAUGAAAAAGAAAAAAAAAUUUUUUUUACUAUAUUUUUCCUAAGCUUUUUUUUUAAUUAUUAAUUGGACGUUUAAUGGGUUUUUAUUUAACGUAUUUUUAGUUUAGAAAACUAUAAUUUCUUAAUGAAAAAAUUUAUAAAAGCAAAUAAUAAAUGUUCAAACAUAAAAAAUCUUGAUGUAAAACUACGAUUUAUCAUUGUUAAUAUGAAAUUUGUAUAAUUGUGUGCAUAGAUUAUAUUUUUGAAUAUAUAUUUGUUUGAAAAAAGAAAAUAGUAAAAAACCGUAUUUUUUGGAUGUGAAUCAUUUUCCUUUAGUUUUUUUUUUAAUUUUUUAAUAGAAUUUUUAUUUCACCGAAACUUCAUUUGCCAGAAUUUUUAUUUCACAGAGUCUAACAGUCAGGGAAAAGUCAUGGAAUUAAUUUUUUGUAUGGAAAAGUAAUAAAAUUUCAAUAAAUUUCUGAAAUUUUGUAACAAAUUAUAAAAAUUAGAGGAAAAACGCCGCCAUUUUAAUUUCUGCUCUACAGUUUUUCGUAGAAAUUUAGAAAAAACUGCGUCAUUUUAAUUUCUGCUUUAGUUUUAUAGUAAAAAUAGGUCAGAAAUUAAAAUUGCGUCGUUUUUGUUCUACUUUUGCGUAAAACUAGAGCAGAAAUUAAAAUGAGAAUUUAAUUGGCUGUACCAAAAAUUUCGUUCAAGCUUUUGCGUCUGUUAACUGAAUAAUUUGGUUCUCCAAACCAAACCGUCUGAAUGCUCAAUUGCGCAUGCGCUGUUCUCGUAAAUAUGUCACACGUUAACCAUGCUUCGCUCUUCGUGUCGUCCAGUUUUAUUCAAGUGUUUUCGGGAUUUUUAUGUGUUUCAGAAAUUCGGUAAAAAUGUGUGUGUAGUGAUGCAUAUCGAACAGAGAGAAUAAAGCUUGUUAAAAGAACGGAAGUUUUUCUCCAGCCUGUAUACUUUAUGCAAAUAAUUUACACUCACAUUGUCACUAGGAUCCUUAGUGUAGUGGUCAGCGUUCUUGAUUUGCGUUGCGUAGUCUGAGGGUUCGAUCCCCAGCAGUGUUAGGUUUUUCCGGAAUAGAAUUUAAUUUAAGUAGACAUAGAGUAAUAAAAGAGGAUAACAAAAGUGAUAAAAUUAAGUGAAAAAUAAAAAAUAUAAGUGUGAGCCAAAAAAUAAUUUGGUUGAGAAAAGAACAAAAUUUUUUUCAUUUAACUAAAUUUUUUGUUUGCUUAAAAACAAUAAGUUAGUUGUGCAAAACAAAAAAUUUGGUAGACCGAACAAAAUGAUUCAACGAAAAAAUUUAGUAGCCCGAACCAAACGGAUUAGUUGCACAUAUAUCAAAUAAAAAAUUUGGUUUGGAGAACCAAACUUCAGUCGAUGAUACCAAACAGUUUUCUCAGUGUAGGCAUAAAAAACUAAAAAAACGACGCCAAUUGUAAUUUCUGCCAUAUUUUUACGGAAAAAGUAUAGUAAAAAUUAAAAUUUAGCCGUUUUUGAACUUUUUUUACAAAAAAAAAACUAGGACAGAAAUUAAAAUGUCGACGUUUUUGCUCUAAUUAUUUGAAAAAGUAGGACAAAAAAGGCGCUAAUUUGAUUUCUGCUUUACUUUUUCGUAAAAAAUAGAGCAAAAAUUGCGAUAUUUUAAUUUCUGCUUUAGUUUUACUGAAAAAAUGUCUGCGUUUUUGUCCUACUUUUACGCAAAAAAGACAAAAAAACGAAUCUAUUUUAAUUUCUGACCAAGAUUUACGGAUUUGAGUCGCCGGAAAGUAAAACCACACAUAAAAUUCUGACUCCCAUUGAAUUAACAUGGCCGUCAGAAUUUUAUGUGUGGUUUUACUUUCCGGCGACUCAUUUUACCUAUUUUUGUUUUUUUUCGUAAAAGUAGAGCAUAAAUUAAAAUUGUACCCUUUUUGCUCUAUUUUUCCGUAAAACUAGAAUGGAAAUAAAACUUCCAAUUUCUAGUUUUACGGAAAAAGUAGAGCAGAAAUUAAAAUUGGGCCUUUUAUGUUCUAUUUUUCCGUAAAACUAGAGCAGAAAUUAAAAUGCCGACGUUUUUUUCUAAUUUCUCGUAGACAUAGGGCAUAAACAGAGCUAAUUUAAUUAUUGUCAUAGUAUUACAGAAAAAAUAGAGCAGAAAUUAAAAUUGCGCCGUAUUUGCUCUACUUUUUCGGAAAACUAUAGGGCAAAAAUUAAAAUGCCGACGUUUUUGUUUUAAGUUUUUGUAAAUAUAGGACAUAAACGGCGCUAAUUUAAUUUUUGUCAUCGUUUUACGGAAAAAAUAGAGCAGAAAUUAAAAUUGCGCCGUUUUAGCUUUACUUUUCCGUAAAAGUAGAACAUAAAGUUUUGAUUUGUCUUUUUCAUUUAUGUCCUUAAUAUAAUUAGAAUUAAGCAGAAUAAAAUCUUGAGGUUUGCAGCUCGACUCCUUAACAUACCUUUUGACAUACGCGCUCAUGAUUACAACGAAUUACGUACUGUCAUGGGAGUCCCUUUGCUGACCUAUAUAGAUUCUUGUAUAAUGAUAUGGCAUUUCUUUAUAAGUUAAUGAAUGGAGCUAUCUAUAUUGUCCUUCACUUUUGCUAAUGGUAAAUCUCUCAGUGCCUAGAAAAAUUACAAUGGCAUUACACAUUAUUUUCUGCAUCUUUUCAUAGAACUAUGGUAAUAAUUCUUUAAUUGAUACGAUAAGCAGAGAAGCAAAUAUGAUAGCGGAUGAAUUGGACUUGUUUGAUAGUAAUGCGGUCAGAUUUAAGUUAGCUUAAAUUUUGGAAAAGAAAAUUGUUCUUUAACAAAUGACAACAAAUUUAUUAUUAAUGUACGUAUAUAUCUACAUUUGUUUGCUUUUUUGUCAUUCAUUCACAUACACACAUACACACACUUCCCAAAACUUUUUCAAAAACAUACGCAAUUUAAGUAGUUAUUACAUUUUGGGAAUUCUUAAAUUUUAUCAUUUAUGAUUAAACAUUAAAUAAUAAACUAUUUUCAACUAUUUUUUAUAUAAGAACUCUCAAAAAAUAGAUUUCCAGUUAUUUACAUUGUACAUUAAAUUUAUUAAUAAAGAAGAGCAAGAAAAACACAAUUUUCAGAAAUAGAAAUCUCUUCAUUAUUUUUCCCC
This is a messenger RNA of Leptopilina boulardi, 3832 nucleotides long. RefSeq names its product succinate dehydrogenase assembly factor 4, mitochondrial-like. The coding region runs from base 256 to 579 and encodes 107 amino acids. Gene Ontology annotation, cellular component: mitochondrion. The record is from RefSeq and is a predicted model, not a curated record. NCBI's taxonomy places the organism in Eukaryota, Metazoa, Arthropoda, Insecta, Hymenoptera, Figitidae. The transcript is spliced from 3 exons. Gene Ontology annotation, biological process: mitochondrial respiratory chain complex II assembly.